Messenger RNA from Cetraspora pellucida, 318 nucleotides. The record is from the annotation of a GenBank genome assembly. NCBI's taxonomy places the organism in Eukaryota, Fungi, Glomeromycota, Glomeromycetes, Diversisporales, Gigasporaceae.
AUGAAACUUGAUCAUUCAUAUGAAGAACUUGAUGGGCUUUAUGAUUCUUCACAAGAACUUAAUGAUUCCUCACAAAAAUUUAAUUAUUUAUCACAUGACUUCUUACAAGAAUUUGAUUUCUUACAAAAGUUUAAUGAUUAUCCACAAGAACUUGGUGAUUAUUCUAAAGAUUCUAUUAUCUUAUACAAAGAGAAAAGACAAACUUUUACUUAUAAAAUUAUCAAAGAAGGCAUUUACCCACCAGUCCCUACCCUUAAAUAUACUUUAGCACCUAAUAAAUAUAAAAUACCUGACAAUUAUAUUGUAAAAACUACCUAG